AUGGCCACUCCCGGGUGCAUAAGGCUUCUUGAGCCCCAGCUAUCGCCGUGCAGCAGCUUGGACUGGUUGAUUUAUGGGCAGCCUGUAAUCGCUCUGUUCUCCAAAUUGGGCAACUCAGUCUACACUCCUUUCGAUCGUGAAUACCUUGGUCAACCAUCGCGCCACGCCCGGGGUCAGAGCCUCAAGCUUUGGGUUGCUUGCGAUGAUACGAACAGGCUCCUGGUAGUCUUGACUCAGGAGAUCCAAGUGAGCAGCGGCAAGAAGCCUCGUAUUUUCUAUCUCCGUGUUUCCGUGGAGUCGCUGGCAGUCGACACUGCCUCUCCUACGUAUUGGGCUAUGUCCGAUGGUGUUGUACCGUUGAACCCUCUGGAUCGAUUGGAUAACACCAGGCCCGACCAGACAUCUCGACUUCUGCGCACCUCCUUCUCACCAGCCGCCAAAUCUUGGGUCAUUAUGCCUGACUUCCCACAUACUGGUCGAGUUUCGGAUGAGUCCAUGUCGUUGCUACGCAAGCUCAAAGCCUUGUCCGAAGCCUCUUGUUUCGACCUGUUCACCACUCACGACUCUUGGACCUAUCAGAGCCUUCUCAGACUACAGGCUAUCCUGGCUGAUCGCACUGUGGCUGGCUUCAACAUCAACUACAACAACUUCUACCCGGGAGGCCGUCGUGCUAUUGUUGACUCCUGGGAGUCUCAGGGUUGGCGGCCUCUGGAAGAAGGGGCUGAGGACAGGAGUGAGAAGGAGCCUGAGGAUUGUAAGAGGUUGAAGCGGAAGCACGAUGCCAUUUCGGAUGCUGUCGCUCCAGGUAUUGUAUCUUUACCACCCNCGCCUUAUGACCUACCUGUGCCAGACCUCCUAUCUGCGGCUGUGCCAGGGGUUGUGCCAGGGGCUGCGUCGACGGCGUCCUUCGACAUGGCCGCAGCCUUGGCCAAUGAGGAUGCUGAAUCCGGUCAAGAGUCCGUCUUGUCUGAAGUCUAUCCGCGAGGACGCUCAAUAUCUUUGCCUCCUGAAACCAUACUCAAACCAUUGACCCCCAACUUUGUCUUUACCCCUAUUGCGUCUGGUGUCGUACCUGCUGAUGCCCCAGAGCCCACUACCCCUUUGUGUAUAGCUGAAUUGUCUUCUUCGCCUUUCCGGUCAGUAGCCUUGUCUCUUCAGAUCGAUGAUCACAGUCCAGCUGCUCCAGACUACACCGCCACGCCUCCACCGCAGGCACCAUCACGCUCGUAUCAAAAUGAAUGCAAAUCACCACUCUCGCAUGUACCAGAGACACCACCUAGUUAUAUUCUGUCAACUUGCAAAGCGGUGGUUCCGAGUACCAUCAAAAGUAGGAGCGGACUCAUCAACUGGCUGGCGACGCUGCUGAAGCGUUACCCCUAUUUCCACUAUAUAUGCAUUGCCGAACUUCUUGCUCUCGGCGCAGCAGUUAGAAGAAGCGACACAGAAGACACAAUCAGGCUUCUAAGGGCAAGGUGCCUGGCCUCCCUCCUCGACCAAGCCACUGAUCACGAUUAUCUUGGAGUCGAAUACAAGUCCAUUAGCGGAAGCAGCGAGCUGGAGGAGCUGGUCUCCUGGCUGCUGCUUGUGAACCCUGACGGAGACUUAAUGUUUCUCGAGCAGUUGUCCGAAGCCUCGAGGGCCUUAAAGGACGUCAAAAAGUCUAUUGGCGGUCUUGCUGCUACGCCACGCUCGUCUGAUGGUGCACUGUUUGACCAUCCCGGUCCCAAAGACGAAUAUGCUUCUGCGAAUAAGUUCAUGAUCUGCAAAGCGGGCAUUAUUCUGGACGCUUGUAUGGCGUUCGGCGAUCUCAUCUUUGGACAAAGCAAGCGUGAUAUUAAGGAUUUUAUGUUGAAGGAAAUGCAGCGUUUGAUCCGAUGA
Messenger RNA from Aureobasidium musti, 1878 nucleotides. NCBI's taxonomy places the organism in Eukaryota, Fungi, Ascomycota, Dothideomycetes, Dothideales, Saccotheciaceae. The record is from the annotation of a GenBank genome assembly.